AUGCUGCUGAGCAGCAGGAGUGCAGCUCCAGUCUGGAUCAGGAGGGACAAGAACCUCCUCUCAUUAAAGAAGAACCAGAAGAAGAAGAUCUAGACCAAAUCAAAGAAGAGGCCACCCAGUUCUCCCUCACUCCUGUCCAGGUGAAGAGUGAAGAUGAUGGAGCAACCAGCAGCUGGACUCAACACAUGAAGACAGAAGCUGAUGGAGACACCUGUGGAGGAGCAGAAGCAGCCAGUGACUUGGAUACACCACUCCUCCCUGACCACCAGAGGUCGCCUUGUUCUGACUCUGACACUGAUGACAGUGAGGACUGGAGAGACACCAGAGACACUCAGUCAGUUUUGAAGAUUCCAGAGGUUCACGUCAGUGAGAAGAAAGGUGAUGAUCACGAAUCAGUGAUCUGCUCUAAAUGUGGGAAGAAAUGUUCUUCAAAAUCUCGACUGAAUCAACACAUGGAAUACUGCAGGGGACCUUUGACUUGUUCAGUGUGUGGCAAACAUUUUCAAUGGCGACGUGAUCUGAAUCUUCACAUGAGACUUCAUACUGGAGAAACACCUUUCAGCUGCUCUCAGUGUGGUAAAUGUUUUACGCAGAAAGGAAAUCUAAAAAUGCACAUGAGAAGUCACACUGGAGAAAAACCUUUUGAAUGCUCUCAUUGUGGAAAAUGUUUUGCACAGGGUCCUCAACUAACGGCUCACACAAGAAUUCACACUGGAGAAAAACCUUACAGAUGCUCUCAGUGUGGUCAAUGUUUUGUGCUGAGCCAUCACCUGAAGAGACACAUGAGAAUUCACACUGGAGAAAAACCUUACAUCUGCCCUCAGUGUGGUAAAUGUUUUGUGGAGCGCCAAUCCAUGAAGAUACAUUUGAGAAGUCACUCUGGAGAAAAACCUUACAUAUGCUCUCAUUGUGGUAAAUGUUUUACACAGAAAGGGACCCUCAGUACUCACUUCAAAAUUCAUACCAGACAAAAUUCAUUCAGUUGCUCUGAGUGUGGUAAAUCUUUUAUGCUGAGCCAAAGCCUGAAGAGACACAUGAGAUAUCACAAUGGAGAAAAACCUUACAUCUGCUCUCAGUGUGGUAAAGGUUAUGUGCUGAGCCAUUACCUGAAGGUGCACAUGAGAAGUCACACUGGAGAAAAACCUUACAUUUGCUCUCAUUGUGGGCGAGGUUUUUAUGUGAACAGUCACCUGACGACACACAUGAGAAUUCACACUGGCGAAAAUCCUUUCGUUUGCUCUCAGUGCGAUAAAGCUUUUCCUCGGAACGAUUCCCUGAAGAUGCACAUGAGCACGCACACCGGAGAAAAACCAUUCAGAUGCUCUCAGUGUGGUAAAGAUUACAUGCGGAACCGUUCCCUGAAGAAACACAUGACGAGUCACGCUGCAGACUAACCUUUGUCCUGCUCUCACUGUCAGCCUUUUACCUAGAGGGGCGUCUGGGCGUCCUGGGGACAUGCAAAGCAUGGGCGCCGUGUUUUUUCAGCAGGGUGCCCUAGACUUCAGAUUAUUAGUGCCUGUAUUAUGCCCUGCACAUAGUGCCAUCACACUGGCUUCCAUGGAAAGGGUGUCUCCACCGGGUGAUUUGGCUGAAUAUGAUGAAAUUCGACGACUGUUGUUGUCCGGUACCCACCUCAGUCACCUCUCAGGGCCUCAAGAGUCAGGAGCAGAAAGAACUACAGAAGCAGUGGGAUGCAAGCUUUGUUAAAUGACAUCAGAAUUGCAUCAACAUCUGUAGCAGCACAGCGUCAAAUCGUUUAAUGUACACAUUAAAUAGAGACUGGAUCGAGGGCAGUGUUCGUACCAGAUACACAUUAUCGCACACAUACAAGUCCGUAUUUAGUGCUGUAGGCUGCUCGAUUACUGGGAGUGUCAUGUCUACUGAGGAGGGGGACAUUAAGAUGGUGAGGAUGGUGAGCUUUGUCUACUCCUCAGAACCAGACCCUUGGGUCGCCAUGGCAUGAACUUUAGGAAACGCCGGACAUGACACCCAUGGGGAGCCAUCUCUAAAAUGGGAAACUUGGCUGAACAUUCUGUUUGCACCAACAUGAGUGUCACCCCUGAACUGACCAAAUCCAGCAUGAGUGGAUGUCUGUCCAACAAUCUGCUGACACUGGGAAGAGAGUUACCAUUAAACUAACCAUUGCGUAGGUCCCUAACCUACAUAUUCCCGCCUUUGUGGGUUGUAAAUGAUGUGAGACUAUACUGAAUGUAUACUUGGUGAAUAUGAGUGCUGAAGCAAUAUUUUUGAAAUAAAGUGGAACCUGAACACAGACACAGAUUUGAAACACAUGGUUAUGCAAUAAUCCGACAAUGUAUUUUCAUGGGGUUUUUUUCUCCCUGGAAGUUGGUGCUUUUUCAUUUGCUCACCCCAUUUUUGGAUGCAA
Messenger RNA from Synchiropus splendidus (mandarinfish), 2386 nucleotides. RefSeq names its product oocyte zinc finger protein XlCOF6.1-like. The transcript has a single exon. The coding region runs from base 186 to 1394 and encodes 402 amino acids. Gene Ontology annotation, molecular function: RNA polymerase II cis-regulatory region sequence-specific DNA binding; DNA-binding transcription factor activity, RNA polymerase II-specific. Gene Ontology annotation, biological process: regulation of transcription by RNA polymerase II. The record is from RefSeq and is a predicted model, not a curated record. Lineage: Eukaryota; Metazoa; Chordata; Actinopteri; Syngnathiformes; Callionymidae.